AUGUUGAAUAGUAAUCAUAUUGAAAUUCUCAGCAAAAUUAAUGAAUGGAUGAAAGUUGUUAAACGUGAUAUUUAUGAUCCAACAGACAUUUUCACAAUUAUUACACUUAAUCAAUUAUUUGAAUUAGUACUUGUCAAAUAUUCCAGAACAAUCUUAAUGCUACCCAAUAUUGACAUCGUUAUGAAUUAUGUCAUAGCAAUGCGUGACAGUACAUCUGUACUUGUAGAUGUUCAAGGAAUUAACAAUUUUAUCGGCAAUGGCAAAGAAAUCCUUCAUGAAGUUCUUCAAUUAAAGAGUAAAUGCUCACUAUAUCGUGAAUUGUUAACUGAUUCGAUCAUUUAUUGUUUUGUUCCAUUGAUCGAUAUGAAUAGUAUAUUCCGCACAGUUGAUCGUCAACGAUAUCAAUUUCCAUCGACAAGUACAAACAUGGAUGAUAUCGUUGGUUUACCAAAACCAAAAGACAUUGAUAUCAAUAAUAUCAGAUCUAACAAGGAGUUUUUUACUCAUUUCAUGAAACAGAUAAAUGAAUGGUUCAAUUGGUUUGAUCGAUUCAUUGAUGUUUUUCAACAUAUUAUCGAUUGGUUAAAAACUCAUAAUGUUAAUCGUUCGAAUCAAAUAUUAAUUGAUUUAUUAAGAAUUCGUGAUGAUUCUAAAAUGAUAUUGAUUGAAACGAAAGUAACUAUUAAUUCUGCAUUGAGACUUUUACAGCCAUUCAAAGAUCUUCAACGUCUUUGUCAACUAUUCAAUUGCUUAAUUCCAUUCCAAAUUCUUAAUCCAGGAACAUUAAAUAUACAAGAGAAUACAAUAACAUUUACAGAAUUAAAACUUGUUCAACCACAUAAUACAUUUACAGUAAACGGUAGAAAAACACAUGAACAGAAUAUUUCUAUAACAGAUCGUCAACAAGUUCAAUGGUCAUUGGCCAGUGAAAAUCAUCCAUGUGAUAUUACUGUUGAAUAUCGAAGUUAUGGAGCAAAUAAUCAAUAUGAAAUAUUAUAUCAAAAAGGAAAUGUUUCUAUUCAUAGAAAUGUUCUUCAUGGUCAGUUUGAAACUCAGCGUAAUGGUCAAUUAUUAAUUACUAUUGAUAAUAAAGAUUAUGCAAAUCCUCUGACGGUUUGGUAUCGAAUUAAAUCUAAUCCUUUAUCAACUUGUCAUUUAUUUCAAGGUAUAUCCGAUAUGCAAUUUAAUAAAUAUUAUCGACCAACUUCUCAAACAAUUUCUGAAGUUGAUUUUAGUAAAUUACUUGAUCACGUAUUUAUUUUUAUAAAUAAACUUUUAAAUGGUAACAUAAGUUUAAAAGAGAUGGCAGAAUUACAACCUAUUUUCAAAGAUAAAAAUAUUAAUAUUCGAGAAGAAGUUAAAAAGUUAUAUAUAAAUCAUUCAAAUGAACAAAGUAAUAAUAGAGUAAAUAUGCCAACUACUGUUGCACAAAUUCCAAAGAUUCAACCAAGUGAACAAGAAAUUGAACAAGUUUGUGAAUGGUUACAAAUUUAUCAAUAUUAUAGUCAUCUUAAUAUUAUUAUGGAAUGUAUUGAAAAAUUUGAUCUAUUACCAACAGAUAAUAAAGAAGAAAAAAUUGAUCAUUUAAAACGUUUGAGUGGUAAUGAAAAUUGUUCAUUAAAAGAAAUAACUAAUGCUUAUAGAAUUUUACAAGAAUGUUUUCAAACUUUAACUCAUCAACAUUUACAAUUAAUUAAAACAGUAGUCGAAUGUUCUAAUGUUAUUCAAAUGAUGAAAAAAGCUGAUCUAUAUUCUCAACAUGGUCGACGUCGUUUUCAAGAAUUACGAGAUAAUUUAACAACACAAUUUCAAUUACAAGAAUUAAAUAAUAUGAUAUUAACCUCAUGGAUUAUAACUUAUACAUUAAUUGAACCAUUUACAUUUAAAGCAAAAAAUUUCGAUGAUUUUAUUCUUCGUCUUGCUCAAAUAACAAAAUUAGAAGAAAGUUCAUUGAAUCAUAUCAAAGUAACUAAUGAUAAUAUGCAACUUGUCACAAUGUGGUUAUCAGCAGAAGAAACGACAGUAUUAGACAAUGCUUUGAUUACUAUGGAACAUUUAUAUAAAAAUGGAACAGUUGAUAUUCAUUUACGACGUUUAACAAGACAACAAUCCUAUUAUGACAUUGGUUAUUCAAUUGAUCGUAUUCAAGUUGGAACGAAAACAAUAAGAAAUGAAAAUAAUCAAAACCUACAAGGUGGACAGAACGAUGGAAUUGAAGCGAAAAAAAUUUCAUUUCAAUUAUCAAUGUCAGAUGUUGAUGAUCAUAAACGGCAAUUAACAUUUUGUAAUGUUGAUGUUCAACAAAAUUUAGUCUAUAAAAAAAAUUUAAUCAAUGGACAAUUAAAAUUAUUGCAAACAAUUGAAAAUAUUUAUCAUAUUUUUACUAAAUUAGAAUUAGGUGGUCAUCCUGAUUAUCAAUUACGAGAUGAACAUUAUGAAAUACAUCUUCAAGGAAUACAAGCUGGUUUUAUGUUAACCGAUUCACGAACUUAUCAAAAUGCUCAACUAGAUAAUGCUAUUCAUACUCGAAUUCAAAAUUUAGAAUUAAUACACAAUGCUUUGAAAACUACGUAUGAUAUAUGGAUACAAAAUUUGAGUAAAUAUCGUCAAGAAUGUUCAUUAUUGAAAUUAUUUUCUAAUCGUGAAAUAAUGAUUUUGAUUAUUCUACUUCGACAAUCAAAUGCACAGAAUACUAUUCGAAAUCGAUUUUUGAAAAAACUAUUUGAAUUUAAAGAUUUAGAUAAUCAAAAUGAAGAAGAACAAAAAUUAACUAUUCUUUGUCUUGAACAUUAUCUUCGUUCAUUAAGAAUUUCUCAAGUAAAUUUAACGACAAAUCAUCUUAUUGAACUUUAUCAAAAACAUCGUAUUGAAGCCGGUUCAAAUACUGAUGCAUGUUUAAAAAAAUUAACAGAAUUUCUUAAAGAUGCAUUUGAACAUGUUGGAGAAAUAUUUCAACGACAUGAAAUACAUAAUGAAAAUGAACAAUUUAUAGUCAGUAUCAAUCGUCCUACAUUGAAUCCAAAUCAAAUCUCUUUUUCACAUGAUUUCGAUUUGAAUACUUGUUGUAUUCUUAUGAAUAUUUUUAGAAAUCAAUUACCAUCUUCUUAUCAAAUUCUUUGGUGUUCGAAUACAACAGAAGAAGAUAUUCAUUUAUUUUUUUCUCGUAUACGAACAUUUUCUUCUCUUACUUUUGUUAUUAUGGAUAUUGAUAAAAUGCAUUAUCGUCUCCGUGAAAUACUUUUAAAUGAACAAGAUUUAUUGACACGUCAACAAGAUAUACAUGGUCAAGUGUUUUAUUUUUCACGUGAAUUAACAACUGGUCGAAAAGGUCUACGAGAAUUUCAAAUACCAGCCAGAUACAAAGAUCCUAAUCAAAGUUAUCAACAUUUAAUGAAUUUAUUUAAUGAACAUCAUAUUGUAUCAUCACAAAUUCAAAUUAUUUAUGGUAAAGCGGGUAUUGGUAAAACUCAUCGUAUCAAUAAGGAAUUGAGAACUGAUCAUACAUCAUGUUUUAGUAUUAAUGAUAAAUUAAAUCUUUCAUUAUUAAUUAGUUCAUUUCUCUUAUUUGAUUCAAAGAUGACUAACAAUAAUCCAUCGAUUUUUUUCAAUAUAUCUGUUCAUGCACCAUUCGAAGCUUUAAAUCGAACAUUGUUUGUUCUAUUUAUUUGUGGUUGUUUAAAUGAUCCAACUAGUGGUUUGAUAUUUUCUUUACCACAUACUCAAUCAUGGAAAUUUAUGAUUGAAAUUCCUUAUUCGGAUGUAUGUGGUGUUGAUGUUAAAGAAAAUUAUAAUCAAAUUUUACCCAUUCUUUCAAUUAUUUCUCCAUUAACAUUACAAGAAGUUACCGAUGAAAAUUAUCAAUUAUCAAUAGAAAAAGAAGAAGAAGUCGUAGCACGAAUUUUAAAAGCAUUUGAAGAUAAAACUAUCGAUCGCAUGGCAGUAACAGAGAAAGAUGGUCCUGAUAAAGCCGUUAGUUUCGAACGAAUAACCGAUGUUGAUCAAUGUCGUACAUAUAUUUAUAAUUGUAUUCGAAAAUAUGCUCCAGAACUACCAAGAAAUAAAAUUUAUGAACUUUCAUUUACAAAAUUUUUAUAUCGUCGUAUACGUUUCUUUGAAGGACAUUAUUAUUGUUGGAAUCAAAAUAUUCAAUGUUUAGGUUCUAUUGCUAUGCAACAGAUGAUUAAUGAAGCAAAAUAUUUAACACAAAUUAAUUUUCAGGAUAAUAAUUAUCCUCGUGUUUAUCUUGUUUAUGAUCCUGGAUUUUCUUUACAUUUAUUACAUUCUGAUUGGAAUCAUGUUUCAUCUGAUUUAAAAGGUCUUUUUAAUAAUCAUAAUCCCUUUAAAUCCCUCGAAUAUCAAAAUAAAGAUUAUUUUGCUGAAUGUUUAGCAUGGUUAAUUGAUAUUAAAUAUGAAAUAUUUAUGAAAGUAGUUCAUGAAACAAAAUUUAUUCUAACAGAAAAUUUUGCUUAUAAACUUUUUCAUGUACAUGAACGUAAAUUAACAAAAUUAGCUUUAAUUAUUGAAGGUGAUACUGGUGUAGGAAAAACAUUUCUUUUAAAAUUUUAUUCAUUAUUAUUGAACUCGAAAAAUACAAGUGAUCCUAUUCAAGAAAAGAUUUAUCCAAAAAUCAAGGAACAUUCGAAUCAAUUUCUUCUAAAUAUUAUUGAAACGAUUAUAGGAAAACAAGCAAAUAUCUUGAGUACAUUUCUUCAAUGUAUUAAACCAAAAAUUUUAGAUUUAGACAAUGAUGAUGAAGAUGAAGCCGAACUUCUUAAUCAACGGCCAAUACCAUUACAAAUUCCACCUGUAGUAGCACAACAAGCAAAAAAUAAUGAACCAGUUGAUGAUGUUCUAUUAAAAGAAAUCAAGCAAUAUUUAAAAAAUCAACAAUUAAAGAAAACUAUAUUAUAUCAUAUCUGGAAAACGAUUCUAAACGUGGCAACUGAAUAUGCUACGGCUUCGACAGCUGAUUUAAUUCGAAAUUUACAUGAUUAUGUUACUAAUGAAUUAGUUAAUUAUCCAUUAAUAGGAAGUAGUGUUCGAUUACGAGAUUUACUUCAAGAAGUUAAUUCACCUACUACUGAAAUGUCUAUUGAAAUAUUCAAAGAAUAUUUAUUUAAUAGUUAUGUAAAACCUUUAUUUUAUCGUCUUCUUUUACAUCCUGGUGUUUCUGAAGAACAAUUAGUUGAAUUUAUGUCUCCGAUUUCUCAAUUAGCUCGAGAAUUACCAGAAAUAGAAAUUGUUGUUUUCUUUGAUGAAGUUAAUACAGCUUCAUGUCUUGGUCUAUUCAAAGAAAUGUUUAUGGAUGGUACAUUACAUGGUACAAAUAUACCGAAAAAUAUCUUCUUUACUGCUGCUAUUAAUCCAUUGAUAAAAAUCGAAGAGAAUACCGAACAAGUUCAUCGUAAUGAUUAUAUUGUUCGUGACUUACCUCAAUCCUUAAAAGAUUUAAAAGUUUCCUAUGGAGCUUUAGAAUCUCGAACAUUAGCUGAUUAUAUUGUUCGAAAAAUAGCCAUGUUUCAAGUUACUUCAUCAGCAAAAGGUGGUAAAACAAUGCCAUUAGAGGAUUACGUUCAAGCUACAUUAGCUGAUUCGAUCUUGAGAGCACAAGAAUUUUGUGAAAAAUAUCUUGGUCAUAAUUCUGUUUCACAACGAGAAAUUCAACGAUGUUUUAAUUUAAUCGAUUUCUUUUGGACUUUGCGAUAUGAUGAUGAACUUAAAUAUGAUCAAAAAACUUAUACACCUAAUCCUAUUCAAUGUAUUGCUUUAUCAAUUGCCUUGAUCUAUUAUUUUCGUCUUCCAACAAAGGAAGAUAAUUUACAACGUAAUGAUACAAAAACACCAUCACGAGACCAAUUGGCUGAACUUCUCUUUGAAGCUAUACCAGAUUUCGAUCAAGUUGUUCAAAAUGAACUUGAACGAUUUGUAAAUACUAAUAAUUUUACUAUUCCACAAGGUGUAGCAAUUAAUCAAGCUGUUCGAGAACAUAUCUUUGGUAUUGUAGUUAGUAUUGUUACACGAACAGCUUUAUGCAUCAUUGGUGUUCCUGGUCAAUCUAAAACAUUAUCUUUUCAAAUUGUUCUUCAAAAUCUACAAGGUGCACAUUUAUCAGCAAAACCAUUUUGUAAACGUCUUCCAGCUAUUGAUCCAUUCUUUUGUCUUGGAUCAAAAUACAGUCGCUCAGAAGAUAUUGCUUUCAUAUUUGAACGUGCUAUUAAACGUGAACAACAAUAUGAACAAAAUCGAAUAAAUACACGAUGUGUCGUUUUCUUAGAUGAAGCUUCAUUACCUGAUGAAAAGAAAAUGGUUUUAAAAGUUUUACAUCCUUAUUUAGAUGAUUGUAAAGUAGCAUUUGUAGCCGUUGCUAAUAAAGCAUUUGAUGCAGCGAAUGCUAAUCGAAUGAUAUGUAUUUAUCGUUCAUUACCAUCUGAAGAAGAUCAAAAAAUUUUAGCUUAUGGUUGUUUGGGUUUACAAUUAGAAAAACGACAAGAAAAUGAAGAUAAUCGUCUUAACAAGAUUAUUCAUGGUUUAUGUCAAGGUUAUCGAAGAAUUCUUCAUUCACCAGAUAUUCCUCAUAUAUUUCAUGAUCGUGAUUUUAUUUAUAUGUUAAGAGAAUUACGAUUUGAAUUGAUGAAUUUAAAUGAAAUUGAACAUACAAGUAUCGGAGAAAUAACACCACGUAGUUUAUUACGAGCAUUAGAAGAUAAUUUUAAUGGAACUCGCAUGGAAGAAUUUGAUAAGGUAGUCAAUACUUUUUCUACAGUUGUUGGCGAACAAUGUCCUGAUUUCUUUUCAUUAAUUAAUGAAAAACAACAAAGUCAACGUAAUGUUCCGACAAUUUUACGUAGUUCAAUGAAAUUAGAUCCAACACGUCGUCGUCUCUAUGGUAGAUAUAAAUUAAUUAUUGAUGAAUCUGAAGAUGAAAGUGCUGUUCGUCUUCUCUUUCAAUUGGGUAUUCUCAAUUCAGAUCCAAGUCAAACUACAGUUUUUCGUAUGUCCGAUUUUCCGAAUGAUGUUGAUAAUGAAUUACGAAAUGUUGAAAUUUUAUCAAAUAUAAAAUUAUGUAUGGAAACAGGCAAAACUAUCUUAAUGAUAAAUACAGGUCGUAUCCAUGGUUCACUCUAUGAUGUUUUUAAUCAAAAUUUUUCAAUUAUGGCUACAGAAGAAAGUAGAAAAAUCUUUUCUAAAGUAGCCAUCGGUCCGAAAACAAUCGAUGUCGUUGUACAUGAAGAUUUUCAAUGUAUUGUUCAUAUAAAACGAAGUGAAUUUAAAGAUAUUCCAGCACCAUUUUUAAGUCGUUUUCAAAAAUAUUCUUUUAGUAUAUCAGAUUUUUAUAGAAUUCAAUUAAGAGAAAUUCCUAUUGAAGAUCAAAAACUUAUGAAAAAUAUUGAAACAAAAGUUCGAUCAUUUAUUGAUCAUUUUGGAAAAGAAUACUUUUAUGGAUUUACUGAUGAAACAUUAUAUUCAUGUCUUUUAUCAUUUAUAAAAAGAAAUGCUCAAGGUGAACCUUAUUUAUUAAAUAUUCAUGAAAACUAUAAUCAAUUAACGAUUCAAUCAAAAGCAUUCAUUGAACAAGAUAUCAACGAUAAAAAACUAUGUUUUCUUUUUGCUAUUAUUUCAAAAUUUUUACAAUUAGCUUCACCGGAAUCAAUGAUAUUUAAAUUACCAACAUUUGAAGAAGGUACGGCUAGAUCAUUAUGUCAAAAUUAUUUUUAUCAGCAGGAACAUUUUAAUAUUGAAAGUUUUCUUCAUCAAUUGAUUUCUACUCCAAUAUUAGCCAAUGAAGAUAAUGAAUUAUUAGCAAUGAACGAUAAUAUCGAACAAAAAAAUAAUAAUAUUAGUAUAACAAGAAAAUUAAUUAUGUUUACGCGAACAUCAUCAUUUGUUAUUAGUUUAAAUAAACAAUCAAAAAAUGAAUUAUUUCGUAGAAAUGAUGAAAACGAUAUACUGAUGAAUAUUAGUGAAAAAGUUGAUAUUAUUAAUCUAGGAAUUAUUGAGAAUUCCAACGAAUUAAAUGAACAAUUUCAAAAUUUUGAACAAAACGAUCAAAAAUCAAUUCUAAUCAUUAUUGUCGAUGGUCGUAUUAAUCAACAACGUAUACAUAUUCCAUUUAUUCGACAAUUAAUUGAUAAAUCUGAUCUUUCUUGUAAUAAAACAACGGAAAAUUCUUCGAAAUUUUUCAUUAUUCUAAUUCAUUCAUCUGGACAAGAACUUAAUUAUAAAGCAUGUUUUCCUUCGAUACUUUUGCAUGAUUGGGAAUAUUGGUUUCUCGAUACAUCAACACCAGGUAGUGCAUUUCAUUUACAAAAAAUGUUACAAAUUUUUACUUCAAAAACUGGAAUAACUCAUAAAAAAGAAGCAUUCGAUAAUUCAUUUUAUGAUUUAAAUAUACUCUUUGAUGAUUGUCUAUGGGAUUUUUGUUCACGUUUACAAAUAAAUGUUCAUAAAUUAUCUAAAGAUAUGUUUAAUAAUUUAAAUGCUUAUGAAUUCUAUCAACGUCAAACAACAUCUUAUCGACGUGUACAAUGUUUGAAAAAUAUUUUUCAAGAAGUAAAUCAAUUACAAAAAUAUAUUAUAACAAGUUAUCAUGAAAAUGUAUCAAUGAAAGAAGAAUCUUUACGAAAAAAUUGUAAUUUAAUUUAUGAUCUUGCAAAAGAUACUUUAUGUGGAAAACAUUUUACUAGUAUAGUUGAUUCUUUACAAUUACAUAUAAGAGUUUCAUUUACAAAUUUUGUUUCAUUUAUUUUAAAAUAUAUUGUUGAUGAUUAUGGUUUAGAAUCUUUAAUUAAAUUAUCAAGUAGAGAUAGUGAGUAUAGCAAAUUACUUGAAUUAAUUGAUUGUGCAUCAUUUUCUAUUAAUAAUGAAAAACAAAAUACUCCUAUGAUGCAACCAAUAUUAACAUUAAAUGAUCAUUAUUCUUGUGUUCCUCAAACACCAUUAUUUUAUUUAUGUCGACAACGUAUCAAAAGUUUGGCAGAUGAAAUCAAAUCAACAUUGGCAAAUCAACAAAAUCAAUUCAAUGAACAAGAAGAUGAUCUGCGUUUCGAUUAUUAUGAUCCACAAGGUUAUAAUGAUAAAAAUGAAACCGAAAAUACACGAGAACAAUUUCGUAAUCAACUAGUUCGAUCGAUUACAAACGAUAAAAUUUUAGCUAGAAUCAUAUCAACAUCGAUUCUUCAAUCAUAUACAAACGAUUCAAUUCGAGUUCUUUGUACAAUUAUUGAGAAAAAUUUUCAUGAUAAUCAAAUACAAUGUCAAAAAACAAUUGAUUUUAUUUAUCGUUGGUUAUUAUUCGUUGAUGAUGAUGAAAAAGUUUCAUUAAAUUCUGCAUUGAAUCGUAAUAUUUGGCAUCUUGCUCAUGUUUAUUUAUCACUUGAAUAUGAUCAAAAUGAUCUUUUAUCAUUAUAUUCUGCUUGUCGAAUAAUAGAAAGUCUUGAUCAAAAUCAUUCAUUCUAUAAUGACCUUUUAGCAGAUGAACAAAUUUCACGUUCAAAAAUUCGAGAAAAUUUAUUUCAACUAAUGUUUCGUCAUUUAUGGACGCAUCUCUGUCAUUUAUGUCAAACUAAUGAUGAUCCUAAACAAUGGAUUCAUAGUUAUACAUUGAUAUCAAAAUAUUAUCCAUCAGAAAAAGUUUUACAACGACUCGAAUUUGUUCAUAUGAAAGUUAAAAUUGAAUUUAUAAAUUUAGUUUAUUUAAUUUUUCUUAAUGAAAAAACACCACAACCAAUUAAACUUAUUCAACAAUUAUUAAAUGAUACAUCACUGAUACAAGAUGAUAUUGAUGGUCGUCAUAUUAAUUUCGAAGGAUCAAGUUGUUUACAACUUUUACCUCGUAUUAUUCAAACAAUUGAUCAAUAUUUUGAAGAAAAUCAUGGUAAUAAUGGUACAUUAAUGAUUGAUAUUCAACAAUGGAUUAUAGCAACAUUAGAAAGCUCGAAAGGAUCAUCAUAUCAAGAAAUAAUAUCUCUAUUGAAAUUUUUAAAUCAAUCUACAUGUCAUUUAUCAUUACCCAUGAAACAAUUUCUUUUUGAUGAAUUAAUUAAAAUUUUAAUUGAAACUAGUCGACAAAAUCGUAUAAAUGCUCAACGACAAUUUAUAGAUUUUUGGGAUCGUAUUUCUUUUUUGUCAAUAAUGAUGGAUUGUAUAGAUAAUGAAAAUCUAGAAAAUUAUCAAAUACCUUAUCAUCCAUCUGUUAUUAACAAUCCAAAUCAAAAUUAUAUGUUAAUUGAUUUAUUUUUCUUCCAUCUUCAACGAUUAAUCAAUAAUGAAAAAAUUGGACUAAAUUUAAUCAAUAAAAUUCUUCUUGCAAGUUUACCAAAAAUCAAUAAUGUAUAUCGAAUUCCUAUUGCAGAAAAAAUAUUUAAACAAUUAAAAGACUAUUUUCUUUUACAAACAACAGCUUUGUUAUUAUGUCAAUCAGAUUUAAAUAAUGAAGAUCAAUUAAGAAUUAAUAAUAUUCUUACAACUGUUAUUAAUCAAUAUUUAACUAUUCCAACACCUAUUGUUCAACUAAAUAAUCAUAUAGAACUUUUCUUGUCAAUUAUAAUUACUAAACAAUCGUGGAAUUUUCUUCUUAAUCUAUUGAAAUCAGAACGUCUUCAACGUUUAAAUGUCCAAUGGGCAGAUGAAUUACAUAAAAUAUUCGAGUCGAAACAUAAUAUUCAACGUAAUAAAUAUCUGCAUUAUAGUCAUCAAUUACAAUUUACAUUAACAACUGAUGCUACUUCAUCGAUUUUUCCUACAUUACAUCAACCAUAUCAUGAACUAACUCAAUUAAUCGAUCAAUGUGUCAAAAAUAAUAAUGUCGAACAACGUUGGAUACCUUUAACUAACUGGAUACAAUCAAAAUUAAACUCAAAUCCACCAAUUGUCGAUGUUAUUGAAAUAAAAGUGAUGUUAUUAUUAAAUAUUUAUUAUAAUUAUUAUUGUAAUGCUCAAUUAGAAUCUCUUGAACAUUUAUUAACUAUUAUUGAAAAUACACUUCAACCAUCCGAUGAAGAACGACGAGUAUUUCGUGCUAUUUUACAACCUGAACAAUAUAUGAUUGGAUAUCCAAAUGAAAAUAAUAUUAAGGAGAAAAAUUAUCUUAAUGAUUUAUUCAAAACUGAUUAUCAAGAUGAGGGACAAUUACCUAUUCGUCAUACAAUGGUUAAUCUUUUGGCAAUGAUUUUACUCAGUGGAAAAGAAAAUACUCUCUGGACAUUUGCAUUUGAACCAUUGAAACUUGAAGAAACGUACGGUUUUGGAUCGACUGCAACUAGUCCUAUACAGCGUAAUGGUGUUCAUUAUGAUUGUGGAUGUGUGAUAUCUGAAAAAGGAGAAUUGCUUCAACAUUAUGGGGGAGGCCAACUCAGUGUUCCGGCUGUUUAUAUUGCGUAUUUCGCAACGUUUGGUGCUAUGGCUUGGCAUUUGUUAUUAUUUGAAUCAUCUGUAGACAAUCUCUGUCAUCCAAUUCUUGCUAAACACGCGGUUGAUCCUACAGCAAGAGACGAAAAGAUAGCUAAUGAAAAUGUUCGAGGAAAAGUAUGUUAUUUCGUUUGUACUCGAUUGUUAUCGCCGAAUUUCUUUCUCAAAUUACAUUCCAAUCAAGAUGAUGCUUGUCUUUUAUUUAAUCGGUGUUUUGAAUUAUUUGCUCAAUAUAGUCGUCAACGAGAUCAAAAUUUAUGGAUUAAACCAUUUUAUAAAACAAAUAAUGAAAAACUUGAAGCCGAAAAAGAAUUUCAAAAUAAAAUUUUCUAUUCAAUACAUCAAAAAUUAGUCGAUUAUAAAAAAAUACUUGAUACUUUACAAUCACAAUCUGAACAACAGACGAAAUUACAAAAUUACAUAUCUCAAAUGCCUAUUGUAAUUGAAGUUAUUCAUUUUAAAACUGAAUUAUGCAAUCCAGAAUCGACUCGAUUACCUUUGACAAUUUUACGACGAUUAUUGGAUUCAUUUGAACUUCUAAAAAUGACUCGAUAUGUUUAUGCUUUAAGUCAAUUCCAUGUUCUCUUACAUCGAACUUUUACACAAUUAAUUGAAGGAGAAGAAUUUCAUACAAUCACAUUGAAACAAUUAUAUGAACGAGCUUAUCAAGCUUCCAAUUCUUUGCGCCAACCAAAUCAACAAAAUAAAUAUCGUGCAACUAUUGAAAAUGGAAUCGAAGCUGUUAAUGCUUAUCAUACGUUUGCCGAUGGACAAAUUCGUCCAGGUGCUUGUGAUAUUACUCAACGUUUUGAAACCAUUUCUAUGGAAACAUCAAUAAGCUAUCUCGUUGAAACAGACAAUUAUGAUGAAGGAGAUAUUGUUAUGCGUAUACUAAGUGUUCUUGUCAAUUAUCAUAAUAGUCUUCUCGAAUUACUUCGAACAGAAAUAAAUGAAACUAGUGAUAAUCUUGAAUUAGGUCCAUUAAAAGAUAUUAUCAUUGAAUUAUCAGAAAGAGAAGUAUCUAUUCUACAAAUAGUUCAAGAAAAUAUGGGUGUCAUUACAUUGAAUAAAAUGAAUUGUCAAUGGAUCGAACAAUUAUCACGAGCUAGUCUGGAAAAUGAAAAAGAUUAUUUUCUAAAAUUGAAUACACCAUUAAAAUUUAAUUUUCUUUAUGUUCAAUCGUAUCUUAUUCGAACCUAUCUUCUUUAUUGUCGUAUUAAUUAUCAACAUAUUAAAGGAAAAUAUCAAUGUUAUACUAAACGAAAAACUCCGAUUACUACAAAUGAUUUUAAGAUCAACGAUGAUCGUAAUGAUAUGGACAAAGAUUCAGAUAUUCUAUCGGCUGAUGAAUGGAAUCAUUUAGAACAAAAAAAUCUCGAUCAACUUCAGAAUGAAUCAAAUUUUCUUCAACGAAUUAUAGAAGUUUUAAAUAAUUCUCCUGAAGAUUAUUCCUCUAUGAAACUCUCAGAAUUUAUUCAAAAUACAACUUAUGAUCAUCGAUUUGCUCAACAAUUUGAACAAUAUCAAAUUAAAGAUUUUCCUUUAUCACAAAUCGAAGCUGUUUAUCAUUUGUAUAAACAAUUGAUCAAUCAAUUUCAACAUGCAUUUAUCAAUGUAUCUCAUUUAAUUCGUACUCCUUUGGAUAAGAAACUUAACGAUGAACUUGAUCAUGAGUUAAAAUCAUCGUUUAUUCCUUCGAAUGAUCAAACUAAGAAAGAAGAAUUUAAAGUUAAGAUACGAACAAUAACAGAAUUUUUAAAUGAUCUAAAGGAUGUAGAAAAUCAUAUCGAGGGCCAAUGGGCUAAAUCGUUGGUAGAAACAUGCGAACAUUUAAGUAUUGAAAAUUCUAUUAUAAAAUCCAUACCUCGAGAAAUUAAAUGUGAAAAUUAUGUUCCAUUGUGUUUGAAAUUAAGUGAAAUACGAUCUCAAUUACAAGAACGAAUGAUUGAUAUUGAAGAAAAAACUAUAAGCCUUUGGAACGCUCGUUUUGAUGUUUCAGACACAAAUCAAUCGAAAGAGAAUAGUUUUCAAGUAUUUCGAAAUAAAGACGAUGAUUUUCUAAAUUUCAAUAUAGAUCCAGAUUCUACACCGGGUCCACAACUACCUAUUACUUCACAGUCAUCUAUUACCACAGAACCAACAAAUCCUAACAUAGAUGUAGUUGAUUGGUGGCAGAUAAUUGAUAUUCCGACCACUCCUACUGAGCCAUUGAAGCCUUCAGAUGUGCCAUCACCAGUAGUCCAUCAAGAAACAAUCAAUUAUACAUCUCCAUUUAAUCUGAAGAUAACAUCGAUUUCUUUACCACCAUCAGUUCUAUUUGAAACUAGUCGAUCAGAAGCAGAAAAAUCUGCAUCAAAAACGUCUAAUACGCGUUUCGUUAUUACAUUUAAAAAUGGUAAACAAGAAAAAUAUCACUGUAGACCUGAAAAACUCUAUAUACAAUUGAAAAAAAUUUUUGACGAGAAAAAAUAUGAUUUGAACACGAUUAGUAUUAUUGAUCCAAGUCAAAUAUUGGUUGAUUUUAUGAAAGCAAUUGUAAAUAACGUCUUACCUAUUAUAGAAACUGAAUAUUAUCUUAUUGAAAAAAAUAUAUUAAUUCCUAUUGUAUUAGAAUUUGAAAAUAAUCAAUUGGAAUAUUUUGCUAAAGGAGAAGCUACAAUGACUUCGAUCCUUUGUCGUUUUAUUCUUGACCAACAACUGAAAUUCACACCACCAGAAAAUUAUUUUAGUGUUUUUGAUUCGCUUGGACGAUACAUUGAUGCAGAUUGUCAAAUCAAAAAUAUUUAUCGAUCUGAUGAACAAAAUUCUAUUCACAUUCGAAUUCUCCGAUGCAAUGAGAAUGCUAAUAUCUGCUGUGAAAUGACUCUUACAGCAAAUCAAGAGAAAACACAAAGUCAGUAUUUUAAUCCAACCACAACUUGGAAACAAAUUAGUUUGUGGUCAAAAAUUCUCGACAUCAAAACAGAAACUCCUGUUGAUAGUUACUAUUUCUGGAAUACAGAACAGAAACAUAUUAUUGAUGAAGAUUUGACAAUAUCAUUUACACUUGGUCAAGCUGAAUCUAUCAAUGUCGAUGCACUCAAUAGAGAAAGUGUCAUGGAUAUAAUUCUUUCGUACGAUAAAAUUAGUCAAACAAUUCGUAUGCUCAACUCAUGUUCAGUUCAUUGUCUUAUAAGCGAUCCAAAAUAUUUAAAAGAAUUAAAUCUAAAAAUAUUGCCACAAGAUUGUACUCUAGUUUUUGUAUCAAAUGAAUCAGAGAAACAGAUUCUCAAUAAUUUAGAUAUGGAAAAUCCUAUUAGUUACUAUGCAUCAAUGACUGAAAAAAUAGUUCAUUUUCAAAUAUCUAUUCUUAUUCAAAUCAUUCAAUAUGAUGAUCAAAAUGAAAUUCUAAUUUCUAUUUCUCAUCGAAAUAUAACUAUUAAACAAUUAUUAGGAAUGAUUGAAAUCAAGGAUAAUUAUAAAUAUUUAGCAUCGUGUGAAACUAAAAUGAUCUUAUCUGAGAAUAUACAGUUAUCUGCAAUCAAUGAAACAAAAUUUUUCCUCGCGAAAGAACAUCAAACAUGUCUCGCAUCUAUUGAACAAUCUGAAGAUACACUCAUAGCAAUUAAUGACGAAAGUAUGCAAAAUCAACGAUAUCUUAUCAAUGCUACUGUGGGUGAUAUUUACAAACAUAAUAAAAACAUUGAUCAAGAUCAAUCUCUUCUCUAUGAUCGUGAUUUUAUUCCAUCACGUGAAAUAUCAUUGAGUUCAUUCCUAUCUACUAGAACUUCGACAAUUGAAUUCAAAUUAACCUAUCAAAAAUUUCAAGCAAAUAUUACAGUGACUAGUGAAGAACAAAAGAGUUCGAUUGAGUUUCAAUGUGAACCAAAGAUGACUAUUCGUCGAGCUCAGGAAAUUGUUUGUCAAUUAUGGAAGUUAAACCAAAAAUUCUAUCGUUUAACACUCUCGGACGGUUCGAUUAUUGAUGAGGAUGAGUCACUAAAUGAUACUGGUGAAUCUCUCGAUGAUCUACAAUUGAAAUUAUCUUCAACGGCUGAUGUCAAAUGUGCAAUUACUUAUAAGGAUGGAACCAUUCUGAUUUCAGCCACAAAUGAAACAUCUUUAUCAUCGAUUAAGAAAGAAGCUUUAGAAAAACUCUUAAUUCCAUUAGAUGACAUAGAUAUGUUUAAUUUAAAAUUAUUGGAUGAUCCUGAAUGUCCAACUAAUGUCGAUCUUGAUUCAACCAUCGAUGAUCUUUCCAAAGAUUUUUCUGUUGAAUCCGAUACUCUACCAUUUCUAUUAGAAAAGAAAGAAGAUGAAAGUUAA
Messenger RNA from Rotaria sordida, 15711 nucleotides. The record is from the annotation of a GenBank genome assembly. Lineage: Eukaryota; Metazoa; Rotifera; Eurotatoria; Philodinida; Philodinidae.